Brassica napus (rape) is the source of this 1448-nucleotide messenger RNA. RefSeq lists its product as uncharacterized. NCBI's taxonomy places the organism in Eukaryota, Viridiplantae, Streptophyta, Magnoliopsida, Brassicales, Brassicaceae. The record is from RefSeq and is a predicted model, not a curated record. The coding region runs from base 999 to 1268 and encodes 89 amino acids. The transcript is spliced from 4 exons.
CUUGAAGAACACUCCAAACAGAUUCCUUUCUUAUGUCACUUCAAGAAAACAAACUAAUUAUUAUGGAGGACUUUGUUGGAAACUCGUCGGAAAAAUCUAUUUUCGAUGAAUUUCCGAUUGAAAAAACCGUCGGUUCUAUCUCGUCCGAAAAUAAUUUCGUCGGAAUUUUCUCGGGCUAUCUGACAAAUUUCCGACGGAUAAAUUUCUAACAAAAAAUUUCCUUCAGAAAUUUUCGACGAAUAUCAGAAAUAGCAAUAGGUUACAGAGUAUGGACACCGACGGUUCUAAUAUCAGAAAUAAUCCAAACAUUCGUUACUUUUACGCCUCUGCAACCCUAGCCUUUUGAGUCUUUUUUUCUUGUUUAGUAUACGAUUUCCCUACCGUUUUUCUUUUGCUUUUGGAAGCUAGCUUGUUCUCCGGCUUCCAUCAGGAGUUGUGUAACUUGAAAUUGUCUCAGCUCAACAUUCUACCUGAGACUGAACCCUAAUUUGGGGUUCAUCAUAGAUAGUCCCUUUGACUAUAUUUUUCCACAAGACUUGUGCUUGAUCAAAGAGUAUUUCACAGACUUCAUUAAAAAAAUACUAAAGUGUUUUAAUAGGAAGCUGUAAUAGGAUUUUCUCUUUGAAGUAUACCGGUAGUUAUAAGCUGGCAGGGAUACUUCGUAGUUGGCCGGAGGUAUAUACAAAUUGAUAGUAGUAGAUUUUAAGGACCAUAGUAUUUUUAUCUGUUCUUCUAUAGUUUUUUUUCAAAUAAUCAUUUGUAAAUGUUUAUUCCUUCUUUGAUUAAUCAAUAUAAAGUUUAAUUAAAAAAUAUACACUAAAAGUGUUGGAUAGAUUCUCUGUUUGUAAGGCUUUUAGCACAACAACGUGUUAUGGGGUUAAGUUUUGUUGGGUCUAUAGUUAUCAACAGGCCCAUUAUGAUUAUUAUAGUGUCCAGUGUCCACCAUAUCUGUUACCUUUCUAACGGUGGAGGCUGUACCUGUCCAGCAGGAAAGAGAGAUGGAACCGCCAGCCACCGCAGAAAAACGCUCCUCCAGACGCCUUCUCUUUGACCGCCGUUACGGCUGGGUGGUCGACGAGUGGAAGGACCCAUCUGAGGAAGCUCUUGCCGGCGGAAGAGGAAUGUUUUGUGUAGUUCCUUUGGGCAAAACUCUGUUUCAGACCGCUUCACAAUCAAUUAACUCGGCCGUCAAAAAGCUUCAGAAAUGGCAAAAUCCUAUGCACAACCCAAGCUCUAGUGUUGUAGACAGUAAUGGAGAUUCAGGGUGAAAAUGCAAAACCUGAAUCAAAUGUUUUUUUGGAUUUGACAAAAAGAAUCCAUGUGUUUAGUGUUUGUGAUUAGUCACUCAGCUAGAUGAUGAUCUCAUCUAUGCACUCUUGUUUGCUUGUGUUCAAGACAAUUCCAAAGACAUUGUGUGGUUAUAUGAACAUUCCCUAGUGACUUCUACA